Molecule: messenger RNA, 1552 nt
Organism: Cuscuta europaea
Lineage: Eukaryota; Viridiplantae; Streptophyta; Magnoliopsida; Solanales; Convolvulaceae
Source: the annotation of a GenBank genome assembly
CCCAUAGAGAUAUACAGUAAUCACAUUCAUUAAUUGCAACUCCAGUCAUAUAUGCUUAAUCGAAUUUAAGGGCCCAAUUAGUGCGAUAUGGUGGCGCAACUGACACAUAUACUUCAAAACCAAAUAUGUGUCGAUGUGAAAUGUCAGGCUUAUAUUCAAUUAUCAGAGGGUACACAGAAAAUGGCUGUUUCGUAGUGGGUCUAAAGCGAAUGAGUAGGUGUGCAUUACCAUUGUGUUAGCUAUCAUUUGUAAUAUUUUGAUUGUAGUUUUUGCAUUACCAUUUUGUGUAUGUAACUAGCGAAUGGGAUGCUCUACAUUGAUCUCAAUAGACAUGCAAAAGUUAUCAAAAGUACGAUAGUAUUUGAUGUUAAUUUCCCAACAUAAUCAAAUCUUAUAGAUUUAAUAAGAUUAUCAGGUUUGUGAACCCUUGAAUGAAUUAUAUGUGCUACGAGUUUAACAAAUAUUGCGUUCCUUGCGGAAAGUAAAGCAGCGCAUGACCAACGGGUUGAUGCAUCCAUCAAAAUUAUAACGUCUCUAAAUUGAUCGUGUUUUGGGCGAAUGUGGGUCCAUAUAUAUCUCCUUGUUUGUUUUAUGUUCGUGCAACAUAGUUGCUAAAUGAAUGCUUUUAAUUGUUCUCCUUUUUUCAAAACAAGUUGGGGAAGUACGCAGUUUUUUUCAACUUCUGUUCGGAGGUGACAUAAAGUUGGGAUUACAAUGUUUCCUGAGGUUUACAUGCAAUUGUGUGUAGAUAUAAAAAAAUGAAUGGGGAGAAAGUGUCAUGAAGAACAAGCUACAAAACGAGUAGUGUGAUCUGCACAAAGAGCAAAUUACCUAUGGUGGAUUCGAAGACGGUCUUGAGUCAAGUUGAGGAGAUGCAAAUGAUUUUCAACGAAAUUCGAGAUGAAGGAAUGACAGUUAGUGAGCCUUUCCAAGUGGCAUCAAUUAUCCAAGUGGUUACGGAAAUCAACCUCGUUGGAUCCAAUUCCAAGGAGCGGUUUGUGGACACCGGUGCAACCCGGCACAUUUGCUCAAACCGGGAGUUAUUCACAACUUUUGAGCCAUCAAAUGGUGAGAAAGUGUGGAUGGGUAACUCGGCUCAUUCCGCGGUUCAAGGCGUGGGCAAGGUGGUCCUGAAGAUGACUUCGGGCAAAGAGCUGACUCUCAACCAAGUGCUGUUUGUUCCGGAAAUACGCAAAAACCUGAUUUCCGGUUCGUUGUUGAACAAGCAUGGCUUCCGCAUGGUUUUUGAGUCGGACAAACUGGUUUUGUCUAAGUCGGGAAUGUAUGUGGGCAAGGGGUAUACAUGUGAUGGCCUUUUUAAGCUCAAUGUAAUGACUAUUAUUAAUAAUAAUAAUAAAAUCCCUUCUGCUUACUUGCUUGAGUCUUCCAAUGUGUGGCAUGGUAGACUAGGACAUGUUAAUUUUAAUUCUAUACGUAGAUUAAUUAACAUGGAGCACAUUCCUAAAUUCACAAUUGAUGUGAAGCACAGAUGUGAAGUUUGUGUAGAGGCAAAACUAACGAAAACGUCUUUCAAAUCGGUUGAAAGAAAAAC